CAUAGGACAGACCCUCCAAGGAGCGUUGCCCAGGGGCAGGCGUGGGGCAGGGGUCUCAGGAGGGCCCCUCUGCCUGGCUCUCCGCCUGGUGGGCUCUGCUCUGCUUGAGGAGGCUCACCCCAGGCCUGGCAUGGGCCCAGGCGGCUCCUCCCUAGCGGUGUGGCUUCCCUCGUGCCAAGCCUGGUCCCUUGAGCAAAGGGGUGGGAAGGAGGCGGGCGGCUCACUGCUGGGCCCAGCAAAGAAAGGAGUGACUCAGAGGGUGAGCCUCACAGCAGUUUGCAUCUGAGAGGAGGAGGAGGACCACAGGGAAGCCCUUCCAGAGCAGAAGAUGGCAUCCGGGGGCCCUAUUGGCAGCGUCCUGGUGACUGGAGCCAACCGAGGCAUCGGCCUGGAGCUCGUGAAGCGUUUCUUGGCCAAGGCCAACCCACCCAAAGUGGUCUUUGCCACCUGCCGUGACCCAGAAGGGCCCAGGGCCCAGGAACUGAGGGCUCUGGCAUCCAAACACCCCAAUCUGGCCAUUCUGCAGCUUGAAACCACAGACCCAAAGAGCAUCCAGGCAGCCGCCAAGAAAGCCGAGGCCCGACUGGGUGGUGCUGGCCUGAACCUGCUGAUCAACAACGCUGGCAUUAUGCCAGCCUGCACCUUGGAGUCGGCAACCUCAGAACACAUGCUGGACGUCUACAACACCAACCUUGUGGGCCCAAUGCUGGUGACCAAGGAAUUCCUGCCCUUGCUGAGGAAGGCUGCCCAUGCCUCCGUACACAAAGGGAUGGGCUGCGGAAAGGCCACCAUCAUCAACAUGUCCACCAUCUUGGGAUCCAUUGAGAAGGCCCCCGAACAUUACGCCUUGUUUCCAGUGGUCUCCUAUCGCUGCAGCAAGGCUGCCCUGAACAUGCUGACCAAGCUGCAGUCCAUGGGCUUCAAGGAGGAAGGGAUCCUGUGCGUGGCAAUUCACCCCGGAUGGGUGAAGACGGACCUGGGGACGGAGAAGGCUGACCUGACAGUGGAGGAGAGCGUGAAAGGCAUCAUGGACGUGCUUUGCAACCUCUCUGAAAAACAACAUGGGAUCCUGGUGACCUGGGAAGGAAAAACUCUUCCGUGGUGAGAAGAACGAGGACAUUAAGGAGGACCAAGAGAUGCAGCUCCAAGCCCAGAGCACCCUGACACUUGGCCAGUCUUUGCAUUUCUAUUCCACAUGAAUAAAAAUUGAUCUGAG
Sceloporus undulatus (fence lizard) is the source of this 1216-nucleotide messenger RNA. Its product is annotated as C-factor-like. NCBI's taxonomy places the organism in Eukaryota, Metazoa, Chordata, Lepidosauria, Squamata, Phrynosomatidae. The record is from RefSeq and is a predicted model, not a curated record. The coding region runs from base 329 to 1105 and encodes 258 amino acids. The transcript has 6 exons.